Messenger RNA from Saccoglossus kowalevskii, 3986 nucleotides. Its product is annotated as cyclin-I-like. The record is from RefSeq and is a predicted model, not a curated record. Lineage: Eukaryota; Metazoa; Hemichordata; Enteropneusta; Harrimaniidae.
UGAUAUUUUUGAUAUCGUUGUGAACAGCUGACUCAGUAAUAAUAUGCACCGACCCGGUUGGCGUAAACAUAAACUAACUACGCCUUUGUCGCUGAUAUCUAGUUCGCAACGAUUCCCCUGAUUUAUCUUAUAUUUCUACCAUAUUCUCGAAGCGUCCGACCCAAAUUAGUCAACAUGUGCUAGAAGAAACAUCUUAGGCUGCUUAUGGAUCAGUAUAAAUCAUCCAUCUACCAAAUUUGCUGCACUUUUGGUGAGAAGGUUUGCGGUGGAGUACUUGGUGAGGACAGGGAAGAAUGGCUGGCAUUAUCAAACAUCCCAAAAAACUGCAUUUUAUGCUAGAUAAUGCCUUGGAGAAGGAAAGCAAGUCAUGGAAGGAAAAGAACCUGAGAGACACAGAAGACGAUGAGAACGAAAUAAGUCCGCGUCUGAGAGACGAGAUCACAAGGUGGAUGUGCAUGCUGAAUUUCAAGUUUAAAUUUUCACCUGAAACAUUCAUGCUAAGCACAACCAUACUGGAUCACUUUUUAGCCUCAAUCAAGGCGCGACCCAAGUAUCUGAAAUGUAUCUCAGUCAGCUGUUUCUUUCUUGCUAUGAAAAUGAAGGAGGAAGACGAUGUUGUGCCGUCCACACAGGAGCUUGUUGAAGUGAGUGACUGUGGUUGUAGUGUGGCUGAUGUUCUCCGAAUGGAGAAGAUUAUUUUAGACAAACUACAUUGGGAUAUUAACAUGACAUCAUCAUUGGAUUUCCUCCAUAAUUUACAUGCCUUGUUAGUGUUCGGUUGUCCUCAUUUUCUAUCUCGUCUGGGACAGAUGAGUCCUUCUCGACAUCUCUCUAUCCUCACAGCGCGUCUUCUCCAGUGUGUGUGUAACAACCGUCUGACCGCGUUCCGUGGCUCUGUCCUGGCUCUGGCAUUAUUGAGUCUAGAAUUGGAGAUACUGGUUCCUGAUUGGUUGGCUGUCACCAUGAUGUUACAACGUUUAAUCAAGGUUGAUAACCAACAAGUCAUUCAUUGCCGUGAGACUAUUGUCAGCGUACUGAUGGGACAUCCGGCCGUGAACACAGUUUAUAUGAUGCAACAACAGCAGAAAAGCGAUCACCACGGAGUACACAAGAAGAGGAAGACGACAAUCAAGCGGAAAGUGGAGCAAAUUGAGGUGGAUGAAAUAUACGAUAGCAUAAAACGCCUAUAUAAUGAAGAAGCGCCCCAAGAUGUGAUGAUGGUAUCAGCGCCGUCCACACCCAAAUCAUGCCAUAGACAACAGCAGCAGGACAGUACAGAGGGUACCAUGAACACCUGCCCCCCUCUGCAAAUAAUUGAAGUGUCUUGACGCCACUCACACCUGCCGUUUGAAUCACAGUAUGUUCAAUUAGCAGGAUGAGUUCAUUUAUUUCUUAGGGGUGGCAGGUUUGGUGACUGACAGGGAAAUAAGCCGUAAAUUAUUAUAGAUUAUUAGGAAAAUGUUUUACAUAAUUUAUUCGCUUGAGACUUGUGAUCUGUUUAGUAUAGUGCUAGCACUUUGAGGGUUGGGCAAUGUCAAAGGCACUAAUUACACAAAACAAAAAUGCUGAACAAACUAAAAUGUAAGUUAUCAUUUUUUUCUUUUUUUUUGACUGGCUCUAAUCUUUCAUUGGGUCGGUUUCCAUGGAAACCAGCCCCAAUCUGUGCAAGAAGUAGUCGCAGUUUCUUUCUUGCCACAUUUUUAAGUUGCAUUUUUUCUUUACAAAAUAAGCAAUACCGCAAAAAGAAACAAAAAGACCUUAAAAGAAACAAAAAAACUUAACAAGUAACUAAAUAAAAUGAAAAAAAAAAUGGAAAAAGAAAACUAAACUUAAAAAAAAAAAAAAAAAAAAACAUGAAAGAAAUGCAAAAAAGUUGAGCCGGUGCUAUAUGUAAAACACUAGUGUAUUUAUGUUUUUAAAAGUUUGCGUUCAGCAAAAAAAAAACACUGCAUGUUAUAUAUGUAUACUUUUGUUUUUUACUCAUGUAUAAUAUUGUAAAUAUGGUGCCUCAUAAUCUUAAGUUAUGUAACUAUGUACAGAAACAAACCAAAAAAAAAAAGUUUUAUUUUUUAUGAGCAUUUGUCAGUAUUUUAUGUGAUAAUUAUUUUUGACUUAUUUGUUGUCAUGUGACAAUUCAGCACUAAUUUAUUGUAUACAUGUGUAAGCUUGUCUCGAUUUGAAAUGUUAGUUUUUGCAGUUGUAUAUUGCAUAGGGUUGGCAAGUAUCAUGUAAUAGAUUGUGUUGUGUGAGAUGAUGUCGUCAUUUUCACAUGUAAAUAUAAGCAUUGGCACUAGAAAUAACAUGAAUGUGUUUCCAUGGUAAACAUCAAAUAAUACUGACAGAUAUUUUUUUAUCAUCUGUUGAACAGCGUGUUUUUAUUCAGUGUGUCACAUUUUACUCAGUAACUCAUAUAAUGUUCUCCAAAUUGUGAUAUUUUCAUCAGUGCUUUAUUGUUCAGACAUUUGGUAAAUCAAAAUGUAAUUAAUUUUAAAAAGCCUCCUAUUCUUUUUAUGCGAGUGCACUUGAUGUUAAAAAUUCAUCUUGAACACAUCUAUUCAUACCUCAAACAUUAUGCUUGUAUAUUGAUCGUUGGCUGUCAACGUGUGAAUUACAAAAGUGUAUUCAACAUUUAAUGUUCAGAUUCAAGGAUGUGAAGUAAAUUUCACAGUUGCAUGUCCAUGUUAUUCUAGUAUCUGCGAUGGUACUCACCUAAGUUUCAUUUGGGAUCGUGGUAUCAUGUCAACACACUUAUGCAAGUUAAAAACUCUGUGAUGUGCAUCUGCUUUUCGCUGUGUUUCUAUCAUAUGUAAAGUUUUGUCAUAUUUAGUUUUACGUAUGCUGUAACAAAACACUGCAUCUCUGUCUGUAUUACACAAAACAAAUGAAUGCCACUCAGUCUCUAUGAUACUGCAUUAAUCUCUUAAAUGAGAUUACAUUAUGCGUUUCCAAUGUUUUCGGUACAUUGGACGUUGAUAUUCGCCGAGACGUUUGAACGUCGUUCUGAAAUACAAUUAAUCGUACACAUUCCAAGAGUUGGCGUUGUGAAGACCUCUUUGUUUAGAACAAUGUUAUCAAACAGCAAGUCAUUAGUAACUAAUUUUUAAUUGAUUGUGAUUAGAUGUAUUAUUGUACAUGUCACAUGGUUAUUUUAGUCCAGCACUUUUAUUAAUGUAAAGCAAUAACAUUUUAAGAAACAAAACAUAUUGCUGGUUGCAUACCAGUACACGUACUAUUGAAGUUCCUUUUAAGUUAGAUUUCGUGGUAACAUUUUUUUAAACUUUGCAUUUUUUGUAAACUUUGUGUGGUUUUAGUUCUUACCCGGUACUUGCCAUUUUCAUCAUAAUUGUGCUUUGUUUCAUCACUAUUUGUCUAUCUUUUUUUAAAAAUCAAUAUGCCAGUGUUGUGUGAUGAUCUUUAUUUCACAUCAAGUUUUAAUUUUAUUCAGCCAUUGUUGGCUCAGGGAGCGAGAUUCAAACUAUGCAGAUUGGGACGUUGAAAGGAAAACCGCUUACAAAGUGAUUUUUCAGAAAUAACUGUCUGUCGAAACUCUUAUUAUAUUCAUUUAAACUUAAGCAACAAACUAAUCGUUUAUUGCAAAACUUGUCAUUUACUGCUUUAAUCGAAGAAAACGUUUCCGACUGACUGCAAGUCUUGAGAUGUCACCGAUAAUACUACACAUGAAUGACUGUUAUUUGUAUUGAUAUAUAUUAUUUGCUGUGGGCAUUUCAUCUACUAUUAUACAUGCCUUACAAGAACUGCUGACUGCCAUAUAAUCAGAGGUCAUUACUCCCAGUACUAGAGCCAUGAGGCGCUUUCCUCAUGACGAGUUUAUGAAAAACCCAGAAUAAAUAACCUGUGCUGUGCAGAGGCAUUUUUUUUGGGAAGAACAUAUUUUAUUCAAUCAUUUUAGUCUUCAGUGUGAUUGUCUUGAUUUCCGAUGAUUAACUGUUGAUGUAUAAAUAAACAUUGACUGUGAUUAAAAAUAA